AUGGGAGAGAUUGGCGAGCAUUACAGGAAUCUAAGAGAGCAUCGAAAGAGAAGACGCGCCGAAAAAGAACAAACAACAAACAACAAGAAAAAGACAACUGAGGAAGCACCCCGUCGUCGCUGCUGGGACUGGAUGAUCGUUAGCGAAUAUCGACGAGUCGGCAAAGAUGUUUCAACUGGCUGGAUACAGGGAAUGACUACAUACGUUGCUGGAGUUGGAACCGUUGAAUUAAAGGUGCAACCCAAAUUAGAAGAAGGAUCCCCCUUUCGGACUUUGGUGCUUGAGAAUGUGCUUCAUAUCCCGGGAGCUGUGUGCAAUGGGUUCUCUGUUGCAGUUUAUCACACUAUCCACGGUGGAAUAGCACGAACUGGGCGCACAGCCGAGGGCACCGAUGAAGAUGGGUAUCCUCUUUGGUGUAGUGAGGACUUCAAAGGCUUGAAAAAGUUGGUAUUGGCUGGAAAUCCGCAGGGAGAAUCGUAUCUGGAUGAUGGUCCGAAGGUGCUCAGUGUAAACAUAGACAUGGAUGAGAUCAUGUCUCCGGGGUCCUAGAUUCACGUGAGAUUUUAGAGGGGAUGAUACGACCAGGGUGAUGAGAUUAAGAAGCCGUUUUCCAGAA
This is a messenger RNA of Talaromyces stipitatus ATCC 10500, 616 nucleotides long. RefSeq lists its product as uncharacterized. NCBI's taxonomy places the organism in Eukaryota, Fungi, Ascomycota, Eurotiomycetes, Eurotiales, Trichocomaceae. The record is from RefSeq and is a predicted model, not a curated record. The coding region runs from base 1 to 549 and encodes 182 amino acids. The transcript has 2 exons.